Messenger RNA from Solenopsis invicta (red fire ant), 465 nucleotides. RefSeq lists its product as uncharacterized. Lineage: Eukaryota; Metazoa; Arthropoda; Insecta; Hymenoptera; Formicidae. The coding region runs from base 1 to 465 and encodes 154 amino acids. The record is from RefSeq and is a predicted model, not a curated record. Gene Ontology annotation, molecular function: nucleic acid binding. The transcript has 2 exons.
AUGGCCACCUCUGCCGUGCAUUUAGAGCUUGCCACUGACUAUUCAACAGCUGGAUUCCUGGCCGCUUUCAAGAAGUUCUGCUCUCGUCGUGGGAUCUGCGCCACACUAGCAAGCGACUAUGGCACCAACCUCGUCGGGGCGGAUGCGGAAUUGCGACGGUUGUUCUCCUCCGCCUCCAAAGAGCUUUUCAACCCUCCCGCCGCGCCGCAUUUUGGCGGCAAGUGGGAGGCAGCCGUCAAAUCGACCAAGUUUUACUUGAAGCGAGUUAUUGGUGAUACUCUUCUCACCUACGAGGAGUUCGCUACCGUUCUCGCCCAAGUCGAGGUCGUACUCAACUCUCGCCCCAUUUGUCCAAUGUCAGAGGAUCCAUCGGACAUUGACGCGCUCACGCCCGCUCAUUUUUUGACGGGCGACCCGCUGAUGCUAUUUCCAGAACCAUCGUUAACGGACGUCCCGCUCGGUUAA